Ziziphus jujuba (common jujube) is the source of this 3068-nucleotide messenger RNA. Its product is annotated as G-type lectin S-receptor-like serine/threonine-protein kinase At1g61550. Gene Ontology annotation, molecular function: ATP binding; protein serine/threonine kinase activity. The record is from RefSeq and is a predicted model, not a curated record. Gene Ontology annotation, biological process: recognition of pollen; protein phosphorylation. NCBI's taxonomy places the organism in Eukaryota, Viridiplantae, Streptophyta, Magnoliopsida, Rosales, Rhamnaceae.
UACAUACUUUAAACAUGGCUUACUGGAUUUAAAUAGAAUUUACAGGGAUAAAACGCUUGCAUACAAUUCUUAUAUAUUGCACUCUUGGAAAAUGGCUGCAAAAUACACAUAUUGCAGUGUUAUUCCUUUCUCUGUAUUCCUACUGUUCGGUUCAUUUCCAUCACAUUAUUGCUAUGCAGUUUAUAAUAUAACUCCAUCCCAACCAUUAUCUAAAGCACAAAUUCUCGUCUCCCCAAGCCAAAUAUUCGAGUUAGGAUUCUUCACUCCUAAUAAUUCUGGCAAUCAAUAUGUGGGCAUUUGGUACACUAAGCAAAUAUCUCCAAGUAAAGUAGUUGUAUGGAUAGCCAACAGAGAGAAUGCUCUAGCAGUCACAGACUCUGCUGCAACUUUAACAAUAGGCAGCAAUGGAAAUCUGAAUCUUGUGGAUGGGAAGGCAAACUCUGUCUGGUCAUCUGAUAUUACUUUCCCAUAUUCAAAUAAUUCAGUUGCAGUGCUUUUUGACAAUGGAAGCUUGGUUCUCAAAGACAGUAUAUCAGGACAAGUUCUAUGGCAGAGCUUUGAACAUCCUGGUAACGCAUUAUUACCCAAAGCAAAACGGUUUAAUGUUAGAACUGAUGAGAGAUAUGAGUUGACUUCCUGGAAAACUGAAACUGAUCCAUCAAUUGGAAACUUCAGGAUGGGACUUUCACAACAGAGGCCGUCACAAAUGUUCAUCUGGAAUGGAUCAAAUCCUCACUGGAGAAGUGGACCAUGGGACAAGAAUAAGUUCACUGGUCUGCCUCAAAUGGAUGCAUCGUAUCUAAGUGGAGUUAAUCUACAAGAAGAUGUAGAGCAAGGAUCGGCUACUUUCUCUAUUGACAUAUACUCCAACAUCUCUUUUAAUCUGUUCAUUUCAUCACAAGGUGUUGCGAAGGCUAUGAUGAAGAGCAAAGACACAGAUUGGAAUUCUAGUUGGGAAGCACCUUACAGUUCUUGCGACUCAUAUGGGGUGUGUGGUUCUUUUGCUGUAUGUAAAGCAUCUGAAUCUCCAAUUUGCAAGUGUAUGAAAGGUUUUGUACCAAAAUCAAAUGAGGAGUGGAAGAAAGGGAACUGGAAAGGAGGGUGCGUUAGACGAACUAAAUUACUUUGUGACGAAAGCACUGCUAAUAGCUCAUCUUCACCUAAAGGAAAGAAAGAUGGGUUUUGGAAAAAGGGUAUGGUGAAACUUCCUGACUUUCAUGAGUAUAUGCAGUUUGGAAACGCUGAAAGUUGCAAUGCAUGGUGCCAGAGUAAUUGUUCAUGCCUAGCUUUUACAUUUGUAAAUGGAAUAGGCUGUUUGGUAUGGUCAAAGGACCUUGUUGACAUUCAGGAGUUUUCCUAUGGUGGCCAAGAUCUUUUUCUUCGUCUUGCACAUACAGAACUAGAUGGGGGUAAGCAAAUCAAAAAGGUUAUCAUCAGUCUGGCAGCUAUUGGUGCUACUGGCAUUAUUGUAGGUGUCAUGUUUAUCGCUUGGUACAGGUGGAGAGCUAAUCAAAAGGGAAAAAUUAAGGAAACCGCAGAGCACUUCAAUUUGACCGAGAUGAAUGACAAUUCAAUAGACACUCUUCAAAGUGCAAGACGGCAAGAUCCAAACGAGCUAGCUAUUUUUAAUUUUGAUAGCAUAUUAGUUGCUACAAAUGACUUCAACGUAACAAAUAAACUUGGUCAAGGAGGUUUUGGACCUGUUUACAAGGGAAUACUACAUGAUGGAAAGGAAGUAGCAAUUAAAAGGCUAUCUAGUAGCUCAGGACAGGGCAUUAAAGAGUUCAAGAAUGAGUUGACUUUGAUCUCCAAACUCCAGCACAGAAAUCUUGUUACGGUUAUGGGUUGCUGCAUACACAAAGAAGAGAAGUUGUUAAUUUAUGAGUUCAUGCCCAACAAAAGCUUGGAUUUCUUUCUCUUUGACCGAAGAAGAAGAUCAGAACUAAAUUGGGCUAGACGCUUCAACAUUAUCCAUGGUGUUGCUAAAGGCCUUGUAUAUCUCCAUCGGGAUUCAUGUUUAAGGAUAAUACAUCGAGAUUUAAAGGCCAGCAAUAUUCUUUUGGGUGGGAAGAUGAAUCCGAAGAUAUCAGAUUUUGGAUUGGCAAGGAUUUUUCAAGAAACAAGAGAUCUAGCUAACACUCGUAGGGUCGUGGGAACACUUGGUUAUAUGUCUCCAGAGUACGCAAUGGGAGGAAUAUUUUCUGAGAAAUCCGAUGUGUAUAGCUUUGGGGUGCUGUUGUUAGAGAUAGUUAGCGGCAAGAAGAGUAACGGCUUUGAUCAUCGUGACCAACAACUAAGCCUAAUAGCAUAUGCAUGGCAAUUGUGGAGUGAAAACAGGGCACUGGACUUGGUGGAUGAAACAAUAUUAGCUGAUGACUCGUAUUCUACAUCAGAAGUGGCGAGAUGCAUAGAUAUUGGGCUUCUUUGUGCACAGGAUCAUCCCAUGGAUAGGCCAACCAUGCCAGAGGUUGUGGUCCUUCUAAGCAAUGAAACAGAUCGUCCAAAACCCAAACGUCCUUAGUUUUACUUUGAAAGCUUAUUGAAAUCAUGUGAUCUUCAACCACAAAAUGGUUUUGAAUAUUGCUCCACAAAUGAAGAUACCAUUUCGAUGAUUGAAGGGCGCUAAGCUUCUUCUGUUUUUCCCUUAUUGGUUAUAAAGUCCAUGUGGAAGUAAGAGGAGUUCCACUGGUCUGGAGGCAAAUAUUGCCUGUUAUUAUUUGAGCGUAUUAUAAUUAAAGGACUGGUAUGCAAAUGUCUGAGCAAUUAAUUAAAUGACUUAUGAAUUUGCAAAGUUGGAAAAUUGACUUCAUCAGCUAGUUUCGGUGACUUUAUCUCCGUUCCUGGAGUAAUGGAGGAUGCCCUCUUCAGGGAAUUAUGAUAAAGCAAAGCCAUAUGCAUUGAUUUUUGUAACUGUUAUGUUGUGUUGAGCACAUUUUGGGUCCUUUCCAUAUCAACUUUAGCCCGAGGAAAUCGGCUACUUAAAGUUUGUAUAUAAACCUUAGAAAUUUUCUUUAAUCAUCAGGCAACUGGCUGUAUUUCCAAGUUUUAAUUGCUUUAAUUUGAUUGUU